UCUUCUGUUUUCCAGAGUGAAAAUGGCUGAUUAUCAAGUGACCGUGUCCACUUCCUAUCUGGAUGAUGCCGGCACUUGUGACCAUGUCUUCAUUAAGCUGGUGGGAAAGGAUGGUGAGAGCAAACGCACGAGGCUCAUGGACUCCAAGGGAGAGUCAUCCUUCAUCAGAGGAGCAGUGUCUACUUUUACCAUGUCCUGCCCUGCCUCCAUUGGAAAGCUGGUCCUGAUAGAGCUUGAAAAACAGCCUUCCCAAAAUCCGGACAAAUGGUUUCCCACCAAGGUGGAAGUGAAAUCCCCCGAGGGAGACACCUUCAAGUUUCUCAUCUGCCGAUGGAUCACUGACAGCGAGGUGUACCGCUUCAGAGAGGGAAUAGUGACAGUUAACACAUUCAGUGCUGAUAUUGGUUAUCUUUAUUCUCGCCCCACCAGGAUUCUUCUGUUUUCCAGAGUGAAAAUGGCUGAUUAUCAAGUGACCGUGUCCACUUCCUAUCUGGAUGAUGCCGGCACUUGUGACCAUGUCUUCAUUAAGCUGGUGGGAAAGGAUGGUGAGAGCAAACGCACGAGGCUCAUGGACUCCAAGGGAGAGUCAUCCUUCAUCAGAGGAGCAGUGUCUACUUUUACCAUGUCCUGCCCUGCCUCCAUUGGAAAGCUGGUCCUGAUAGAGCUUGAAAAACAGCCUUCCCAAAAUCCGGACAAAUGGUUUCCCACCAAGGUGGAAGUGAAAUCCCCCGAGGGAGACACCUUCAAGUUUCUCAUCUGCCGAUGGAUCACUGACAGCGAGGUGUACCGCUUCAGAGAGGGAAUAGGUGUGUGCCAUAGCCCGGCGAGGAUCGGUGACUUUGAUCUGUGCUCGUUCCUGAUUGGCUGCCGCCAAGGGCGUUCGGGUUUUUAA
This is a messenger RNA of Epinephelus lanceolatus (giant grouper), 892 nucleotides long. NCBI's taxonomy places the organism in Eukaryota, Metazoa, Chordata, Actinopteri, Perciformes, Serranidae. The record is from RefSeq and is a predicted model, not a curated record.